Messenger RNA from Carassius carassius (crucian carp), 1841 nucleotides. It is a transcript of the gene nog1, whose product is annotated as noggin 1. The coding region runs from base 289 to 942 and encodes 217 amino acids. The record is from RefSeq and is a predicted model, not a curated record. Lineage: Eukaryota; Metazoa; Chordata; Actinopteri; Cypriniformes; Cyprinidae. Gene Ontology annotation, biological process: dorsal/ventral pattern formation; negative regulation of BMP signaling pathway; negative regulation of cell differentiation. The transcript has a single exon.
AACUCACAUUCAAAAACCCAGAUCCGCCGUAUUACAUCACUGGGCCGCGCGUGUAUAUAUGAGAGGCGCGCGCGUCAGAGAGGCAUUCCCAGAGUUUUGGCUCGUGCAGACUCGUCACGUGCGGGACUUUUCACACGUUAUGCAGCGCACGAUUCCGAUGCAUUCAACCGCCUGCAGUAGUGAACCUUGCGAGUGAGAUGGAUGGAUAGAUCCUGCGUCUAAGCGCUUGCAUUCGCGUCGGAUAAAGUUAAGUUUGUGCGAUUUUUUACUUUAGUUUAUCGCAUCACGAUGGAUCUCCCGCAGGGCUUGGUGACUGUGUACCUGCUCUUGGUGCCUCUCGCUCAGUGUCAGCACUAUUAUCUUCUCAGACCCAUUCCGAGUGACACUUUACCCCUGCUGGAGCUCAAGGAGGACCCUGACCCCAUCUACGACCCGCGAGAGCGGGACCUAAACGAGACCGAGCUGCGGAGCGCGCUAGGGGACUUUGACAGCCGCUUUCUGUCAGUCAGUCCUCCUCAGGACCGCUACACCGGCAACGAGGAUCUGGAGGAGCUGGACCUCCAGCAGCAGAACCCCACCGGGAUGAUGCCCAAAGACAUCAAAAACCUGGACUUUGACGCGCAGUGGGGCAAGAAGCGCAAGGCCAGCAAGAAGCUGAAGCGCAGGCUGCAGAUGUGGCUCUGGUCCUACUCGUUUUGUCCGGUGCUGUACGCGUGGAACGACCUCGGCGCGCGCUUCUGGCCGCGCUUUGUGCGCGCGGGGAGCUGCUACAGUAAGCGCUCCUGCUCGGUUCCGGAGGGAAUGGUGUGCAAACCGGCCAAAUCCACGCAUAUCACGCUGCUACGAUGGAGAUGCGUGCAGAGGCGAGGCGCACUCAAGUGCGCGUGGAUACCGGUGCAGUAUCCCAUCAUCACCGAGUGCAAAUGCUCCUGUGCGAACUGACCAAUCACAAACGGACAUCGAAGCUCCGACACGAUGCUCAUUUCUGGAAAAAAGUGCACAGACUAUAUACAGACUGUCGUAUUUCUGGACAUGAGCUGCAGCUGAUGCUGAUUCCUGGACUUACAUUAUGGAAAACUGUAUUAGGCCUACUGUACAAAAUUUUAUCUGAUACGAAUUUGGGAUAUCAGUUUUAAAAACUCUGCUCUGAUAUAUAUUUCUGGAAGAACAUGAAAAAAACCGAAUACAAAUUUUUGGAUUUAAGUUAUGAAAAAUGUUUUAUUUAGUAUUUUGGUAACACUUUAUGUUAACUUUAAGUCAUUAACAAAGUCAACAAAAAUAUUGAUAUGCUGAAGAUAUCAAUACUUCAUAUAUAUGACAAUAUAUUAAGUAAAUAAAAAACAAAACAUUUAAUCUACAGUUUGAAUGUACUAGCUGAUGAUUUGUUGUGCAUUAUGUAUUGUAAUACGAUAAUAAUAUCUGUUAAUGCCGUUCAUAUAAGUUAUUGUAAAGUGUUGCGUUUUAUUUUUUUAAUGCACUAUAAUGUGUAGGAAUGUAUUGUAUGUAUAUAUCGUGCCAUCAUGUAAUGAUUUAGCUACUUGUAAAAAGCCAGUAUUAUGUGUAUUAUCCAGAGUCUACUGUAUUUGUGGAAAAUAUUAGUUAACGUAUUUAUAUUUCAGAGAGCAGCCCGUGGAGCCGUUUGAGAUGUUUUAUAAGGUUUUCCACACAGAUGUGAUGACCUCAAAAUUUAUUAUGGAUUUUUAACGUCCUGCAGCUGUGACAGCUUCUUCGUGACGACGAUUUGUCCUGUAAAUUAAGAUGAACUGUUAUUUAUUCUUUAUAUUCAGAUAAUAAAAUAUCAGUGAAAACCACACCAAAUGGCACACUCAAGCUUUUGUUUC